Messenger RNA from Oncorhynchus nerka (sockeye salmon), 941 nucleotides. RefSeq names its product lipopolysaccharide-induced tumor necrosis factor-alpha factor homolog. The record is from RefSeq and is a predicted model, not a curated record. Gene Ontology annotation, molecular function: zinc ion binding. Lineage: Eukaryota; Metazoa; Chordata; Actinopteri; Salmoniformes; Salmonidae. The transcript is spliced from 5 exons. The coding region runs from base 90 to 545 and encodes 151 amino acids. Gene Ontology annotation, cellular component: cytoplasmic side of lysosomal membrane; cytoplasmic side of late endosome membrane; nucleus.
UCCUCCAGGGCUCCAGUCCACAGUACCUCGUCUCCUCCAGGGCUCCAGUCCACAGUACCUCGUCUCCUCCAGGACUCCAAAAAGACAGUAUGGAGAAGAGCCAGUAUGGACCCCCCCAGGACUUGUCUGCUCCCCCCUACCCAGGCCCCCCGGCGGGCUACCAGGGAAGUGGGGGGGGAACAGCCUACCCCCCUCAGCCUGGCUUCCAGGGAGGUCCCCAACCCGGCAUGUACCCACCACCUCCCCAAUACGGCACGGGCAUGGCACAACCUACAAACGUCCCCAGCGUAACCCAGGUGGUGGUGAUGCAGCAGCCGCUGCUAAGAGACGUACCCGGCCAGAUGACGUGUCCCCACUGUCAGGUCCCGGUUCUGACAGAGACCACACACGCCACUGGACUGCUCACCUGGGUUAUCUGUGGAUCACUCGGCUUUUUCCUGUGCUGGCCAUGCUGUUUGAUUCCGUUCUGUGUUGACUCCUGUAAGGACGUAGAACACCGCUGCCCCAACUGCAAGAGAGUGAUCCACAUCCACAAACGCAUGUGAACAGACCAAGAUGAGAUACCUGCCACAAAGUGAUCCACAUCCACAACUAGCCCCGGCCCACAGCCACUGCUGCCACAAAGUGAUCCACAUCCAUAACUCCUCAUGAAAAUAAAAAUAUAUGUUGUGAGAAGUCACAGUGUAAAGACAAUAGUCUGACUGUGGCUGAAAUGACUACUGGAAGACCAGUUUAACAUUGACUAGUGUCAGUGUGUAACAAGCUAAGGCCACUUCUAGCAGACUCUUUACACUGAUUGUAAUAUAUGUUUUCUUUCAUUCUGUGAAUCUUCAUGUUAGACAGAAAGUAGGAUUCUAUUUGUAUUGACGUUGGUAUUGAUUGGUUGUUGGGUUUUUUAAAGGGACAGUCCACAGUUGAAACAAUAAAAAAGCUGAACCCUG